Messenger RNA from Diorhabda carinulata, 1864 nucleotides. RefSeq names its product tubulin-specific chaperone E (gene Tbce). Gene Ontology annotation, biological process: protein folding. The transcript has 7 exons. The record is from RefSeq and is a predicted model, not a curated record. Gene Ontology annotation, molecular function: alpha-tubulin binding. The coding region runs from base 251 to 1816 and encodes 521 amino acids. NCBI's taxonomy places the organism in Eukaryota, Metazoa, Arthropoda, Insecta, Coleoptera, Chrysomelidae.
AAUCCGGACUGCAAAAAAUAUAUCAAAAUAAUUGAGAAAUUAUUUAAUAUUAAAUAUAAAAAAAUUGGACUGAACUAAAAUAAAAGUGCUAGAUAAUCUUCUUAGAAGCAGCCAAAAUAAAAAUAAUGGAAAAGAAGAACAUAAUUAGUUAAGGUUAGAGAUUGGGGUUAAGUUGUUUUUAGAAUGCAAUUGUCAAAAAAUUACUCAUAUAUUCCACUCUAAAAUAAAUAAUAAAAGUUAUUUAACCGUCAUGGUUUCUCAGACUUCCGAUACAGCAUAUAAAGUAGGAAAAAGGAUAGAAUGCAAUAACAAUUUUGGAACAAUUAAAUAUAUAGGUCCUGUGGAGGGAUAUACUGGAAAUUGGCUUGGUAUUGAUUGGGAUGAUGAAGAACGUGGUAAACAUAACGGAACAGUUAAUGGAAUUAAUUACUUUGAUACUAGAUUUCCUACAUCAGGAUCACUUUUAAGAAAAGAAAAGGUUAAUCUAGGUCAAAAAAUAAUUGAUUCAAUAAAAGCAAGAUAUGGAUACAUAUAUAAUGAAGAUACUGCAAAGAAAAAUAAAGAAGAACUACUGAAAUUCCAACAAAAAAUCAAUGCGCCUUUCUUACAGUUUGUAGGUUUUGAAGAAGUUGCAGAAAAACAAAGAAACUUUCAGUCCCUGGAAGUUGUGAAUGUAAGACUGCAAAAUGUUAGUUCAGUUGGCGAUUUAGUUACUUUAUGUCCCAACAUCAAGGAAAUUGAUAUAUCCAAAAAUUUGAUAUGUAGUUGGGCCGAUAUAUUCAGUAUAUGUUCACAGUUAGAACAUCUCUAUUGGAUAAAUGUAAGUGAAAACAUACUCUCCAUGCCAGAAAACAUAGAGCAAUAUGUGUUUCCAAACAUCACCGUUCUAAUUUGUGGUUCAAUGAAUCUUAAUUUUGAUGACAUCAAUAUACUUUCAACUGUAUUUCCAAAUAUUCAAGAACUUCGGGUACCUUACAAUCAAAUAACAAGAUUAACAGUAAGGUCAGAUCAUAACUUCAGGAAGUUAAAAUAUUUGGACUUGGAAGGAAAUGAUAUCAAAUAUUGGAAGGAAAUUAACAACCUUGCUUUUAUGAAAAAUUUGGAACAUUUAACUAUAGAAAAUAUCAAACUAGAAAGUAUAAAAUUUGAAGAAAAUGUAAUACCAAUUAACAGUUUUAGGAAACUUGAAACACUCAAUAUAAAUAACAAUUUUAUAAAUGAGUGGGCAUCCAUAGGAGAACUAAAUAAAUUGGCAGGUCUAAGGCAUCUGAGGUUUUUGAAAAAUCCAAUAUUGGAAACAGAAAGUCUAGCUACAAGAGAACAAAUUAUAAUAGCAAAAAUUAAAAACCUGAAGAGCUUGAAUGGAAGACAAAUCACAGAUGAUGAAAGGAGAGGUGCAGAAUAUGAUUAUAUUAAAAAGUAUGCUUUACAGUGGAUGAACCUUAGGAAUCAAAUAGAUAAAGAUAAUUUUUCUAUAGAGCACAAUAGGUUUCUUGAAUUAAUUGAUAUGUAUGGUUUGCCAGAAGAAUCUGAAUUGGUAAUAAAACCUAAUAUAAUUCAAAGUUCGUUAUUGACUAUAAUUUUCCGAUAUAAUGAAGAAGAAAAAACGAAAAGUGUCCCGCAGAAUAUUCCAAUUCAAAAACUUAUACUUUUAAUAAAGAAAAUAUUUAAACUCAAAGAUCGGCCUAUCUUGAUUUAUACCAGUGCAUUGCAGCCUAAUAUAAAAAUUAAAUUAUGUGAUGAAUUGAAGGAACUUCAUUAUUAUUCAGUCCAAGAUGGUGAUACUAUAAUUGUACAAGAUGACAACAAUUUGUGAAAGUAACAUUUAAUGUAAAUACAAUUUUUUAUUUUUUCACUCUCAAAA